Messenger RNA from Heterocephalus glaber (naked mole-rat), 3008 nucleotides. The record is from RefSeq and is a predicted model, not a curated record. Lineage: Eukaryota; Metazoa; Chordata; Mammalia; Rodentia; Bathyergidae.
UCGCUCAACUGGCUGCAGAGAGCCUCGGGGGCCCUGCUGAGCCCCUUCCCAAGGCGGCUCUCUGACCCCGUCCUCCCUCCUCGCCCCCACAGGCCCUGUUGCUGCCUGCGAGAGAAACUGCAACCGUGGCCCCAGCCCCUCUCCCUCCCUUCCCUGCCCACCUGCCGGCGAUCCACCACUCAGAGCCGGGCCUGAGUACAGGUGCAGCCCCUUGCCCAGCCCCAGCCAGGUGGAGAGAAAGCUGCGUGAGCUCUGUUGCCCCACGCUCACCCGUGCUCCCAGGGCUGAGGGCCCAGUGCCCGGCUUACACCACCUCCUGCUCUGCCUCUCUCCCUGGCUCUCCGUCUUCAACUUGAACAAACUCUGCUCCUAAAAUAUCUUUAUCUCUCUCCUUCCCUGUGGAUCAAACUCUCCUUCUGCUCCCUCCCCACCCCAUUGUGGCGGGGGGGGGGGGGUCGGCUGCUGGGGCUCCUCUGGGGAGUUCCCUGGGGAACACAAGUUUGCAGCCCCCCUCUGUGUCCGCAAUCUCCACCCCGCCCCAGGAGCUGUGGGGCCUGGAGUUCCUCUGACUCAGUUUCCUUGGCUGCUCUGUGGGGUUCCCGUGAGGUUUGAACAAGAAAGGACAAGCGCUGGGCAUUUCUCCGGGGUCCCCUCUGUGACCUGAGCAUAGCCCUGUCUCUGAACAGACUUUGCAAUGACUCAGACGCUCAGCUCAGGCUCAGGCCCAGCCUUUGCCCUGCAUGCAUGCAGUCUCCAGGUAACUGCGCAGGGUCCUUCUGGAAGCUUCCACCAGCUCCCUGAGGAUGCGGUUCCCAGAUGGACAGGGCCUCUGGGCUCCAUGGAGGGCAGAGCAGCUGGACAGCUCAGAAUUGGCGACAUCUGUAGCUCCCUUGAAGGGGUACAAGCCCUGGGAAAAGGCCCCCCCAGGGUGUUAGCCUGUUCUCCAGGAAGCACAUGCUCCCCGGGCCCCUCACUCCAGUGCCGCGUGUGCGGGGACAGCAGCAGUGGGAAGCACUAUGGCAUCUAUGCCUGCAAUGGCUGCAGUGGCUUCUUCAAGCGCAGCGUGCGGCGUGGGCUCAUCUACAGGUGCCAGGUGGGCGUGGGGAUGUGCCCUGUGGACAAAGCACAUCGCAACCAGUGCCAGGCCUGCCGGCUGAAGAAGUGCUUGCAGGCUGGCAUGAACCAGGAUGCCGUGCAGAAUGAGCGCCAGCCCCGGAGCACAGCCCAGGUCCGGCUGGACGGCACCAAGUCCAACAGCAAGCCCCAGCCCAAGCUCCAGGCAGCUUCCCUGACCCUGGCAGGGCCCAUCGCCCGGGGCCCCGAGCCUGUGGCCAGAGCCCUGGGCCACCACUUCUUGGACAGCCUCAUCACAGCUGAGACCUGUGCAAAGCUGGAGCCGGAGGAUGCCGAGGAGAACAUUGAUGUCACCAGCAAUGAGCCCGAGUUCCCAGUGUCCCCCUGUGGCCUGGACAGUGUCCAGGAGAUAUCGGCUCGCCUGCUCUUCAUGGCUGUCAAGUGGGCCAAGAACCUGCCGGUGCUGUCCAGCCUGCCCUUCCGGGACCAGGUGAUCCUGCUGGAGGAGGCAUGGGGCGAGCUCUUUCUCCUCGGGGCCAUCCAGUGGUCCCUGCCUCUGGACAGCUGUCCCCUGCUGUCCCCUGCUGAGGCCUCUGCAGCCGGCAGCUCUCAGGGCCUCCUGGCGCUGGCCAGUGGGGAACGGCGCUUCCUGCAGGAGACUGUGGCCCGCUUCCAGGUGCUGGCAGUGGACCCCACAGAGUUCGCCUGCAUGAAAGCCCUGGUCCUCUUCAAGCCAGAGACCCCAGGCCUGAAGGAUCCCGAGCAUGUGGAGGCCCUGCAGGACCAGUCCCAGAUGAUGCUGAGCCAGCACAGCAAGGCGCACCACCCCAGCCAGCCCGUGAGGUUUGGGAAGCUGCUUCUGCUCCUCCCGUCUCUGAGAUUCCUCACUUCUGAACGCAUUGAGCAUGUCUUUUUUUGCAAGACCAUAGGGAAUACUCCCAUGGAAAAGCUGCUUUGUGAUAUGUUCAAAAACUAGGAAGAGCAGAAGAAAGGGUUCCAACCAUUCUGGGAAGCCACCUCUGGAGGUUAAACACCUGCCUGCCCUUUGACCCAGCAAUUUCACUCCUAGGGUACGUGUUCCGGGCAGAAAUGUACCCCAAAAGAAAUGUGAGGGCUGGGGACAUAGCACAGAGGGACAGUACUCGCCCAGCAUGCACAAGGCCCUGGGUUCAACCCCCAGCACCACCCCCACAAAAUUACAAGAAUAUUCACAGCAACUUUAUUAUAGUCCCAAACUUUAUACUGAGAGUAAAAUGGAUUAUAAUAUAUAUUAUACAGUAUAAUAGAUAAUAUGUAUUAUAAUCAUAUAAUGAAAAUCAGCAAUAAAGUGUGAACUACAGACAUGACACAAAUAAAUUUCAUAGGCAUGAAAGUUGAACAAAAGCCAGACACAAUUUCCAUGUCUAUUAGGUUCAAAAGGCUCCAGGACUGAACCGUUAGAAACGUGGUUCUUACUAUUCAGGUAGGCAGGGGCAUUGGAGAGGAAGGGCCCAGGAAAGCCUUCUGGGCAAAGAGAAAUGUCCUUUAUUUUGAGCUAGGUGGUAGAUUCAGAAAGGUGUCUGUACGUAUAAAUUCUCUGAGCUGUGUGCUUAUGACUUAUGCACUUUACUGUAGAAAUAUGAAAGAAAACAAGAAAAAAAGAGAAAAGUUUAGGGUAGGAGAGAUAAGGACCUUUCCUCCCAGGAAGAAGGUUCUUAUUACAGAGUAUGCUAAGUUAAGUUGACAGUUCCUACCUCUGGACUGGACUUUGAGAAACAUUAGAAAUGCAAACUAACUGGUUUCCUUCGAACUCAUUUUCUUUGAAAUGAGCUUUUCCCCAUGCUCUGCUUAUUCACAUAAGAGCACAGCAAAGAAAGCAUGUUGGACUUCCAUUCAGAAUCCCCUCCUGGUGAUGGGAGCAAUUUCUCAUGUCAAAUAAAUAGUCUCCUAACUUC